Molecule: messenger RNA, 551 nt
Organism: Cajanus cajan (pigeon pea)
Lineage: Eukaryota; Viridiplantae; Streptophyta; Magnoliopsida; Fabales; Fabaceae
Source: RefSeq, a predicted model, not a curated record
AUGGCAAAAAGCAAGACUACUUCAACAAAAUCAAAGCCAAAAGAACAAGUUGAUAGGAUCAACAAUCUACCUGAUGAUGUCAUUUGCCAUAUCCUUUCAUUUCUCAAAAUGAGAAAGGCUAUUACUACUAGUAUUUUGUCCACCAGGUGGAGAUUAAUUUGGACAUUUGUCCCUACUCUUGAUUUUGAGGACAAUUGGUCAUGCUUCUUCAAUAUAUCCUUUACUUUUGUUCUUGAAAGCAUAUUGGCUCAACAUGAUGAACCCAUGAUGAGACUUUUGUCUGGGUGUCCCAUUCUUGAAGAACUUUAUUAUGAGGAAGUGAAGUCUAAUAAUUCAACCUCCUUUAAAAUUUAUGUGCCAUCAUUGAAAAAGUUACAUGUUAAGUCUCAUGAUAAAAGAGUUCAGAUAGUUACACCUUCUCUUGAGUACCUUCAAGUGCAAGAAACUAAACUUUGCGGCUCUUUGGUUGACAACUUGCCUAACCUACAACAAGCACAUGUUGACAUAUAUUUUGAUGGGCAUGAAAAAGAAUGUGCCCAAGUUUUUGAAUG